Pimephales promelas (fathead minnow) is the source of this 1002-nucleotide messenger RNA. It is a transcript of the gene hhex, whose product is annotated as hematopoietically expressed homeobox. Gene Ontology annotation, molecular function: RNA polymerase II cis-regulatory region sequence-specific DNA binding; DNA-binding transcription factor activity, RNA polymerase II-specific. Gene Ontology annotation, biological process: regulation of transcription by RNA polymerase II; cell differentiation. NCBI's taxonomy places the organism in Eukaryota, Metazoa, Chordata, Actinopteri, Cypriniformes, Leuciscidae. The record is from RefSeq and is a predicted model, not a curated record.
CACACUCACAAACACACACACUCUCACUCACUCACUCAGAACACAUGGACGCAGGAGCACAAGUGCACGCGCACUGACAGCAGCCCACCGAGAGCACACAAUGCAGUUCCAGCACUCGCACGCGCAUCUUUACGCGCCGACGCCCGCGCCGCCCGUCCACCCGACGCCCUUCUACAUCGAGGACAUUCUGGGCCGGAACGCGUGCGCGUCAGCCCCGCUCGCGCCGACGCCGACCCUGCCGUCCCCGAACUCGUGCUUCACCAGCCUGAUCCCGUCCUACCGGACCCCGAUCUACGAGCCCACGCCGAUACACCCGGUCCUGACGCAGCACGCGCUCGCGGCGACCUACGCGUCCAUCUACCCGUUCCAACGCUCCGUCGGAGACUUUACGCACGCGCUGAUCCGACACGACCCGCUGGGGAAGCCCCUGCUGUGGACACCCUUCAUCCAGAGGCCUCUCCACAAGAGGAAAGGCGGGCAGGUUCGGUUCUCCAACGACCAGACCAUCGAGCUGGAGAAGAAGUUCGAGACCCAGAAGUAUCUGUCUCCACCCGAGAGGAAGAGGCUCGCCAAGAUGCUCCAGCUCAGCGAGAGACAGGUUAAAACCUGGUUCCAGAACCGGCGGGCGAAGUGGAGGAGACUGAAACAGGAGAACCCCGCGAGCGGCAGGAGAGACGCGGAGGACUCGGGCGAGCGCAGAAACUCCGACAGAUCGAGUCCCGACGCGACUCGCGACUCCGACGCGUCCGACGACUCCGACCAGGAGCUGCUGGACAUCGAAGAGGACUCGAUCAACUCCAUAAACCCGCAGUUAUGAGUCCGUCAGGGCGCGCGCUGUAAAUACUGUAUCAUAGCUACUGUACAUUUGAGACGCAGCGUUAACUUAAUGGAUGUGUAGAUUCUGAUCUAGAUGUCACGUGAUGAAGCUGUGUCUGUGUUGUGGCGGGACAUUGUUAUGUGUUGUAAAUAUUGUGUUAUUCAAUAAACAAUAUUUUUUGGGGA